AUGUUAUUAAUUUUGUUUAUAACAUCUACUUUUGGGCAACCAGAUUCACAAGAUGAAGACUCUGAAAAUCCGAAUGAUUUUCCUUCUUUGAAACCAUUACAAGAAACACUACCUCGCUAUCCCAGACAACCAAGAAAUCUUCCACCAAGAUUUAGAGGAAGGGAACAAAGAGGUGGUGGAAGAUUUCAAAGACCGCAACCUUUUGAACCAAAACCGCCAUCUUUUAUUCCUCCCAGAAUCCAAAGACAAUUCGAACAACAUACAGAAACUAGACAAAAAGAAAAAGAAAAAGAAAAGGAGGAACAACAUUUUCAAACAGUUUCACAACAAAAAUUUCCACCCAUUUAUCACGAAAAAUCAAAAAUUGAAGUUAAAAGUCAACAUCAAAUUACUCCUCAAUUUCAAACAAAGGAUUUACAAAGAAAAAUCAUCCCUCCAUUACAACUGCCAUCUUUUCCAAUACCCCAAAGUGAUCCAACAACUAAGUUUCUUCAUUCUGCGUCUCAACAACAAGUUGUGAGACCAAAAACCAUACAAACCCAAACACCAAUUCACCAACCUUCACAAAUACAACAGAAAGAAACAACAGAAAUCAAGAAAAAGAUUUUCCAUAAACCGAUUUUACAUACAGAACACACUUUCCCAUUAAAUCCUGUGCCACCUGAAAUUAUCCCCAUUAAAGAACUGUUGAAAAAACUCAAUAGUUACAACAUGUGCCCAACUUAUAAAAAAUCCCAAAGACAUGAUUAUAUGGUAUAUUCAGAAUAUUGGCCAGGAGAAAAAUGUUCAGAUGAUCAAUGCACAUUCCCAAAAGAAACUGAACAACUUGAAGAAGAAUUUAUGAUUCAUGGAUUUUGGCCACAUUUGCACAUUAAUCGAAAUUUGUUUUGUUGUCUCAAUUGGCAUGGCCCAGAAAAUUUUGAAAAUUCGUUAUUAAUGGAUAAAGUGUUAUUAAAAGAUAUUCAAAAAUAUUGGAUGUCAACUUCUUUGUGUCGGUUCGCGACUUAUCAAUGGGACAAACACGGGAGCUGCACUUUUAACGUUUAUAGAGGACCACAAGGACCUAAAAGUUAUAUGAAAGUUACUUUGUUUUUACACAGCACAUCUCAAUAUUGGAAAUUAUUGAAAGAAAGUCCGUUACAUGUAGAAACCAACAAAAUGUACAAAUUGGAAGAUUUAAAAGAUGUUUUAAAAAAGAAAUUUGGAGUUGAGCCUUCAUUUGUUUGUCGUGACCAAAUUUCUGUUUACGAAAUAAAAAUAUGUUAUGAUAUUUAUAAAAAUCCAUUUAAUCCUAAACCUAUUAAUUGUGGUGAUAGAGUAUACACUUACGACAAACCAAGAUGUGACCCUUAUGUGUUGUUUAAACCAUUUCCACCAGAGUUGAAAAGAAAGGAAACCAUGCCAAGAAAUGAGUGUUUUUAUUAA
This is a messenger RNA of Entamoeba invadens IP1, 1425 nucleotides long. Its product is annotated as ribonuclease 3 precursor, putative. The transcript has a single exon. Lineage: Eukaryota; Evosea; Mastigamoebida; Endamoebidae. The coding region runs from base 1 to 1425 and encodes 474 amino acids. Gene Ontology annotation, biological process: RNA catabolic process. Gene Ontology annotation, molecular function: RNA binding; ribonuclease T2 activity. The record is from RefSeq and is a predicted model, not a curated record. Gene Ontology annotation, cellular component: extracellular region.